AUGAGGCCUGCACCACGUCCACUCCCCCUAAAUUGCCAGUAUCAGUCAUCGGCAACACGCCAUCGUCCCCUACUCCCCUCCCCUCAGCGUCACAACCAACAUCUCCGGGAACGCCAGACGUCCCGUCGAAAGCGCCUCUCAAGGCUUUCCCUCUCUACGUUCUCUGUCGCGUCCGUCUUUACACGUCCUGCGAUGCCUUCCAAGUUCAACAUCGCCCGUGCUAGUAUUUAUGGCGUCAUUCUGCUCUGGACGGUGAUCUGCCUGGCUAUUGCAGCACACUUCCAGAGUCUGCUUGUCAUCAAUGAUCUCACUCGUUUCGUGCCCUUUGCCAUUUUCGUCUGCAGCGCGAGCAUGUUGGUUUUACUCACCCUCCUUGGAUGCAGUGUGCUGCGUACAGGCAACCCUAUAUCUACCCGCAUCGAACUCGGAUGUCUCGGGUUACUGGGCACUUUUUGGCUUGCCCUUGGUGCAUAUCUGGCAAGUUCUGAUUCCGAAAAUGCCAACGUAGAAUGCUUCUCGUCCGCAGACGAAACAACGCUCGUUGAUCGCGUUCACUUCAUUUUCCCGCGCUCAUCUCCAACAGUCUCUACGGAUACUUAUCAAGCCCAGUACCGUGUGCUCGAGGCGUUUUCGUUAUUUAACGUGAUUCUUGUAUGGGGGUUCCUUCUCUUCCUGCUCACUAUGGCCGUGAAACACCAUUACCGAGUGAACCGAAACGUGUGGUUCAUCUCCGUUACAUCAUAUCCAUGGUUCGGAUCCAACGCGAAAUCAGCAACACUUCCCGCCCCAGUGGUCAGUCGUUCCCGAUCAAGAGGCAGAGCCUUCGAGAAGGAAGACCCUGAAUUGUGGCGGAAGGGCUCUGGAUCAUCGCGCCGUGGUGAUUCACGCUAUCCAGAGUACAAAGCCCCACCCCGUGCUUAUACUGUUGACAAGUAUAUGAGGAAUGCUUCGCCCAGGAGGUGA
Pisolithus orientalis is the source of this 963-nucleotide messenger RNA. RefSeq lists its product as uncharacterized. Lineage: Eukaryota; Fungi; Basidiomycota; Agaricomycetes; Boletales; Pisolithaceae. The record is from RefSeq and is a predicted model, not a curated record. The coding region runs from base 1 to 963 and encodes 320 amino acids. The transcript has 7 exons.